AAACACACCGUAAUGCAAACGCUGCACCUGCACUCAUUCUAGUGUCGCUUCUUCUACUGUACACGCCAACCCAUUUGUAAGCAUGGCAUAACUAAUUCCAGAUAGGCACUCGGCAUAUAUGCUCCGUCCCAGAGCCUGUUUUCUCGUCGUGAUCCGGUUUUGAACGCAAGGGAGAUCAGGAUUAUAAAGGAAUGCACAUGCUGUUCUCCUUCUCCAUCUUGAACUAGUACUUUGCAUAUCGUCCGGGAUUGACGUGAGGGAUCAAGGAGAUAUCGAUGUGCUGGAGGCGAAGUCUGGAGGAGGAAAUCUAGUGUGUUUCAAUGCAUACAUUUCGUUCUGUCGUCAAAAUCUAGAGCUGCUGAUUCACAUGGAGCUCCUGCCUGGUCUAGCUUGUAGAGCUAGUUAGCUCAAGAAGCAGGCGACAGACGAAUUCAUCAUGCCAACAGAGACGAUCACACUCGGAGCAGAUACCAUAGAUGGCGCAGCAGAGCAGAUCAUUCGUCUUUUGGAGAGCGCGGAGAAUCGAAGAGAUGUAAUAUACUUCCAUGGCUGGUGGGUUGGGUCUGGAGCGUCUGCCAUACUCAAAGCUGUCGUCAGAAAGCUAAGAUCAUCAACUGGGACAGCAAGGGACAUGGGAAAGAUCAUCCAUGUCGAUUGCUCACAGUGGCAGAGCAAGAGAGCCCUACAGAAGGCGAUUGCAGAGGAGCUUGAGCUGCCACCGCAGGUAAUGGCACUCUUUGACCAGCAUGAUGAGGAAGAUGAUUUUGACGGGGUGGAGCAGAGUGCUAGAGAGGUGAUUCCUUAUGUCAAGGUAGCUAUCAUGAAUGAACUUAUAGCCCGCAGAUUUCUUGUGGUUUUGCACAAUGGGAGUGGCAGCUACAUCGAUCUGUGGGAGGUCGGUGUCCCUGUAAUGGGACAAUUGAGCAAGAGGGUAUUGUGGACAUCCCGAGGAAGGUUCUGGCAUCAUGCCCAAGAUGGGCAUGCAGAGGGUUUGCAGUUAGUUAAAUUGGAGUCAGCUACUAAAUGGAGCGAUGCAGCUAUCUUUGUUUUUCCAACACAGCAGUCUGAUGAUGUUACUGAGACGCAAGUCUUUAGGCACGCUCUAUAUGCAGAGGCCGAGGAGGUUGCUAAGUACACAGGUGUACCUGAACCUGACAUGAGCCCCAAGAUUGUCAUUGAAUGCAUUUUGUAUAUGGCAAUGAGUGCCAAUGUCAACAUCAACUGGAAGUCCCAUGCAUCCAACUAUUGGGUAUGUGAUGGGAUCAUACAGGAUGGCAUUAUUGAUGGUGGCGGUCCGGCAUGGGAGAUCAGCGAUGCUUUGCAGAGGAACAUGAGCCUGGAUCUUUGUAGUAGUUGUAUUUGGAAAAUCUGGAAUGUCCUGAGUGCUGAACGACAGAGGUUUACCAACCGUUGGGUUUCAUUUACUAACAGAAGUUUACUAAAGGAAGUCCAACUAACAUCUCAGGCAACAUCCUUCUUCUGGACAGGUGGUGCACGACUAGGACUAGAAGCUUGCUUGCUUGAACAUUCUAAUAGGAGCAGUUUGCGUGUGAUACAUCUCUCCCAUUGUGCCUUCAGUUUUUCAUCUCCUCCCUUCCAAAGUUGCAGCAACCUAAGAUUCCUCCUACUUGACCACUGCAAAGAUAAGGACAAUGCACAGGAUGAUGAUGAAGAAAAUGAUAACUGCCAUCAUCAUAGCCACCACAGCCGAGAAAACAGUGGAGGAGCAUGGUUUCGGAAUUUAUGGGUGCUGGAGCUAAGUCACACAGAUUGGUACUGGCUGCUGUCAAAAGCCAUGCUUGAUCUUAUGUCUGAUCUCAGGGAGCUGAAUGUGAAAGGAGUCGGCAAUCGGAGCAUGAGCCACCUACAUCGUUGCAGUGGUGCCGGAAGCAACAACAGCCGCUGCAAUCUGCUCAAGCUUCGAGUGGUAGCUGAAGCUGAACCAUCUAAGGACGAUGAGCACCAUGGUGCUGGCGGUGAUACAAUCCAACAAGUAUCUCCAUCAUUCCCAGACCUCUCAAGUUGGCACAACCUCAAGACAGUCGCCCUUGAUGGUUGCGGUGAUCUUGAGAUAAUCGGCUCAGAUGCCUUGCCCCUGUCACUAGAGAUAUUCAGCCUCACCGGCAAUGACACCACUAAGAUAAAGAGCAUCUCCUUCCGGGGAUGCGCUCAUCUGAAGAGCUUGUUGUUGAGAGGAUUGUUUUGCAGCCUCGAGGAGCUAGACAUGUCUGGUACAGCAAUUAAAAUGCUUGACCUUAGUGCAGCACAAGUCGAGGGCCUCAAGCGACUCUUUUUGUUGGGAUGUGAGAAGCUCCAUGCAAUACUAUGGUCACGGAAGAAGGAAGACAGGAAAUUUCUGGAAGUGCUACGCAUUGACACCAGCAGCAGCACCCUUGCAGCAUGGGAUAGGAAAGAUAAAUCACACAAGCAAGAGGAGGCUACUAGUAGUAGUAGUGAUAGCACAAGUACUACUGUAGUAGGGUCACCAGCAGCAGGAGGCAGAGCAGCACUAUGGGUAUGUGGCAACAACGACCGAGCGCUCACAAGAUUGGAUUGGUAUAUAUCCCUAAGGGACCCAAGGAUUUUUGCUUCACUUUUGAACCUCAGAUAUGACAAGUUAUCGCUUGUCGAGAUUUCAUCUGCUACUGAUCACAAAGGUACCACCAAACAAGGAGGCAACAGUGGUAGUGACAGACAGCAAGUGCGAGCUGCUGGUUCUAACUUGUACUAUGAUGACGAUGACAUCAUUUCCAUGAUCUUUGGUAGCAACUCAUCUCAAUCUGGUGGUGGUGCCAGCAUCAGCAAUGGAGAGAUGAGGAACAUGUGGAUAUGGCCUUGCCCACCUAUUCCUGAGACGCCUGAUGAUUGGCCCCGCUGCUACAUUAGCAUACAAGACGAGAAACAUGCUGUGCAGGGUACUACUACAAGACAGUUACCAACAAGCGCUAUAACUCUACCAAAUUUUGUGAAUGAGGAUGCUCGGACCCUACACUUGCACGAUAGCUUGUCUAUCACUAGUCUCCCUGGCCCUGCACCUGCUAUAAUGCACGAGUUUUGAACUGGUAUUAACUGCAAUGGUGCCGACUCGAGAGAUGCCCCAACUUAGAAGGUGUUGUUUUCACUCCACCUUAUAUUGGCCAAACGGACGAUGGAAUAUUAAGAGAUGCAAUAGAUGUGUUUCGAAACCUGCUGACAUUCUGGGCAUCCCAACUCAUGAAGGCCCGCUACAUCUGGGACUGGAGCAAAUCUGUAUUUUUUCUUGUGGGAAGCAAUUCCUUUGAGCGCCUUACGUUCUUACACUUGGAUUACUGCCCAAGGCUGGUUCAUGUACUCCCUUUGUACCGAUCAAAAUCUUGCCAAAGAUUGGAAACCCUUGAGAUCGUCUGUUGCGGUAACCUCAUGGAGAUCUUCCCAUCGGAUGAGCAUUCAUCAGGGUCGCAGUCGCAGCAAGAACAACCCAGAGAAUUCCCAAGCCUGAAGCACAUCCACCUUUAUGAGCUGCCCAAGCUGCAGCGCAUUUGUGGGCGCAGGAUGUUGACGCCCAAUCUCGAGAUUGUGAAGAUCAGGGGAUGUUGGAGCCUCAAGCGCCUACCUUCUGUUCGUCAGCCUGCUCUACCACUUGCUGUUCGUCAUCAGCAGCCUGCUAUGGAUUAUGAGCGUGAAUUGCUGCAUCCACGGAUGCGCACUACUCUCGUCAAUCACCCAACAGUGGACUGCGAGAAGGACUGGUGGGAGAGCCUUGAGUGGGACGGGGAAGCGGCCGGCCACCACCCAUCCCACUACAAGCUCACACAUUCAGCGUACUGGAACAAGACCCAGCUCAGAACCUCCGUACUCAGGUAGAGGUAGCUGUCCUUUCCAUGGAAUGCUAAUUCGCCACAGCCCACAGAACAAGAUCGUGAAGCUUGCAUUGCAUUGGAUUGCUCUGCUUCCUUUGAGUCUUGAGCUCUGUAAGUUUAUAUUACUUUAUUUGCUUGUGUGUUUGUGUGUGUGUGUGUGGAGGAGGCAGUGCGGCACUGGUGAGAUGAUGAAUAUAUAUAAAUACAAAUAAAUAAACAAGGAGAGGAGACCGUUAGUCAGUCGUCAGCAUCAGAAGCUAGAGCGGAUGGAUCAUCAAGCAGUGGAUCUGUGGAUGUAAGAUAUACAGCUUUGCUCAAGAAUCAUCCUCUUGCAUGCACGCAGAGUCUCGUUGAUGCUGGCCUGGUGCUGUGCUCCGGUAUGUGUGGUGUGCUCUUGUGUGUGUGUCUGUACAUGUGAGAUUUAAUUUGCCAGCUACCAAUUUGAUUCACUGCUACACCUAUAUAUAUAUAUGAAAACAAUG
Molecule: messenger RNA, 4321 nt
Organism: Sorghum bicolor (sorghum)
Lineage: Eukaryota; Viridiplantae; Streptophyta; Magnoliopsida; Poales; Poaceae
Exons: 5
Coding region: 437-3058 (873 amino acids)
Source: RefSeq, a predicted model, not a curated record